Messenger RNA from Exophiala bonariae, 1065 nucleotides. RefSeq lists its product as uncharacterized. The record is from RefSeq and is a predicted model, not a curated record. Gene Ontology annotation, molecular function: protein kinase binding; cyclin-dependent protein serine/threonine kinase regulator activity. The transcript has a single exon. Bases 1 to 1065 code for a protein of 354 amino acids. Gene Ontology annotation, biological process: regulation of cyclin-dependent protein serine/threonine kinase activity. NCBI's taxonomy places the organism in Eukaryota, Fungi, Ascomycota, Eurotiomycetes, Chaetothyriales, Herpotrichiellaceae. Gene Ontology annotation, cellular component: cyclin-dependent protein kinase holoenzyme complex; nucleus.
AUGGGAGAAAAUGAUGGACAGACCUGCCGGCAAGAGGAUGCGACUGUCACAAAAACACCACCCAAGCUGCCCGCACCACCGGAGCCUGAGAAUGACAAAGGCAUCUUCCCCUCAAUCAAGAGCCCGGAGCUGGAAGGCUUGGAAGGUAUAACAGCUGAGAACGUGGACGUCUUCAAACUCGAUGCAGUGGCAGCUCUUAAGCUCUUGUGUCGUAGCGUCGACGAUCUAGUUCAGAUCACGGGAGAUAUCCCUCCUACCCCUCCUGCACGGAGUAGAGGUACUUCUCCAGCAAAAGGUUUCUCCAAGCUGCGUGAAGUUACACCGGGUGAGAUCACGACCCCCGAGAAGAAGACUUUCGGACUACGACCGCCUGGUUCACAAGCACACGACAUUAUCGAUGGUGUGCAAUUCGCAAAGACACCCAUCGGUUCGCCGGAAGCACAAGCCCACGAGCCUAUCUCUGCGGCGCAAAUCAUUGGGGCCCAUGCGCAGCCGAUUUACAUCCAGCAUGGGGCUCUUGCUCGAAAAUUCUAUUCGAAACGCCCUCCUCCCAUCUCCACCGAGGACUACCUAAUGCGCAUGCAUAAGUACUGCCCAAUGUCAACUGCUGUCUACUUGGCCUCGUCACUGUAUAUCACUCGUCUAGCGAUACAGGACAGGAUCCUACCUGUGACACCACGAAACGUCCAUCGAUUGCUUCUGGCGUGUCUCCGGGUCGCAAUGAAGGCACUUGAAGACCUGUCGUGGCCGCAUGCGCGAUUCAGUAAGGUAGGUGGGGUGUCGGAAAGUGAGCUUGGGCGCCUUGAGAUCACUUUUUGCUAUCUUAUGGACUUUGCUUUGAAGGUCGAUGCUGCCAUGCUUCAGCGCGAAGCAGAAAGUCUCUGCCGCAAAGACCGAUAUGACAAUAUUGUCUUGGACAGCCCGCUCAGCCCUCUAGAGCUACGUAUACCCGAGGAGGGCGAGAGAAAGUCCAGGUCAGCUGAAAAGCGCAAGGCCAGUAGCACUCUACCGUCGAGGCCUCUGGUCAAAGUUGGAAAUGCAAUUGAGGUUAUGGGUCAGUCCUAG